Messenger RNA from Gloeophyllum trabeum ATCC 11539, 1905 nucleotides. RefSeq names its product MFS monosaccharide transporter. The transcript has 15 exons. The record is from RefSeq and is a predicted model, not a curated record. Gene Ontology annotation, biological process: transmembrane transport; carbohydrate transport. Lineage: Eukaryota; Fungi; Basidiomycota; Agaricomycetes; Gloeophyllales; Gloeophyllaceae. Gene Ontology annotation, cellular component: membrane. Bases 17 to 1633 code for a protein of 538 amino acids. Gene Ontology annotation, molecular function: carbohydrate:proton symporter activity.
CCGACGCCUUCCAAUAAUGUCUAGUCUCAAGACCACUACGCUCACCGACGCCUACGGACCCUCAGGUCUGCGGGGUGUGGCCCAUGCCGGAAAUCUCUAUGUCGUGCUAUGCGUCUGCUUCGCCGCCAUGGGGGGCCUGCUCUUUGGCUAUGAUCAAGGCGUCAUAUCGGUCACCCUCGUCAUGGACCAGUUCCUCUCCCGCUUCCCCCGCAUAGACGAGAACGCAAGUAGCAGCGCGUCGUUCUUCAAGGGACUCAUGACUGCUAUGAUCGAACUAGGGGCCAUGAUCGGCGCCGCAGUCUCUGGCUACACUAGUGAUAAGUUUAGCAGGAAAUACGCCAUUGUUAUUGGCGUCUGCUGGUUCAUUGUUGGCUCUGCCCUCCAGACGGGGUCUGUCGGUUAUGGGAUGUUGGUUGUCGGUCGCUUGAUUGGCGGCGUCGGCAUCGGCACUCUCUCAAUGGUCGCACCCCUCUACAUGAGCGAAGUCUCCCCACCAAACAUCCGCGGCGCACUGCUCGUGCUCGAAGAGUGGAACAUCGUCUUCGGUAUCGUCGUCGCUUACUGGAUCACCUAUGGAACCCGCUACAUCCAUUCCGAAUGGGCGUGGCGCUUCCCCUUCAUCCUGCAGAUCCUGCCCGGCCUCUUCCUCGCGGCGGGCGCCUUCUUCCUCCCCUUCUCCCCCCGCUGGCUCGCAUCCAAAGGCCGCGACGAAGAGUGCCUGGCGUCCCUCGCCAAGCUCCGCCAGCUCCCUGCCGACGACCCCCGCAUCCAGCAGGAGUUCCUCGACAUCCGCGCGGAGGUCGCCUUCCAGAAGGAGAUGGUUGAUAUCAAGCACCCGCAGCUGGCGGGCAAGCGCGGGUUCAAGGCCGACGUGGAUAGGGAAGUCGCUCUUUGGUCGGACCUGCUCAGGAGCGGGUGCUACAAGAGAACACUUGUCGGCACAGGGCUGAUGUUCUUCCAGCAGUUCGUCGGAAUCAACGCCCUGAUUUACUACUCAUCCUCGCUCUUCGAGACCCUCGGGUUGGGAUACAACACCCGGCUCACUAUGGGCGGCAUCAUGAACGUAUGUCAGCUUGUCGGCGUCACGCCCUCUUUCCUGCUCCUUGACCGCGUAGGCAGGCGGUCGCUGCUCCUAUGGGGUAGCGUCGGGAUGACUAUCUGCCACAUCAUCGUCGCCGUGCUCGUCGGUAUCUACACCGGCAAGUGGGAAGAUAACCGCGACAAAGGUUGGGUCGGUGUUGCCUUCAUCUUCGUCUACAUGGUGGUGUUCGGUCUUACGUGGGGUCCUGUUCCGUGGGCUAUGCCGGCCGAAAUCUUCCCCUCGUCGCUCCGUGCCAAGGGAGUCGCCAUCAGUGUCGUCUCGAAUUGGUUCAACAACUUUAUCAUUGGUUUGAUCACCCCGCCGCUCGUGCAGCACACAGGCAAAGGUGCUUUCAUCUUCUUCGCGGUCUUCUCAGCCGUAUCAUGGGCAUUUGUAUACUUCUUCGUUCCCGAGACUCGUCGGCGAACGCUCGAGGAAAUGGACGCCGUGUUCGGCGACCACACUGGCGCGGAUGACCAAGCUCGUCGCGAAGCAAUCGCCAAUCGCAUCAAGGAAACUCGCAGCGACGAAGUUAGCUUCGACACGAAAUGAGGAACUUCAUCUUUCACGAUACCCCCUGUACGACUUUACUGAUCAUAAUGUGCACGACGUCACGUACCUGAAAUGUCUUACCGAUGCCCAUCAAGGCAUCUUCACGAAGCAGUUCUUGGGUAAUCUUGCAUAACGUAGGAGUGUAUUAUGGGUGAUACUGGGAAAUCACGAUAUUGGUAGUGUUAUUUGUAACAGGAAAUUAAUAUAUUAGCUCGUUUGCGAAGCUCGUAUCUGGGGAAUAUCCUUCUGAUCCUCGGGAAAGUGGAUGAAUA